Molecule: messenger RNA, 569 nt
Organism: Dreissena polymorpha
Lineage: Eukaryota; Metazoa; Mollusca; Bivalvia; Myida; Dreissenidae
Product: histone H2A-like
Exons: 3
Coding region: 1-555 (184 amino acids)
Cellular component (GO): nucleosome
Molecular function (GO): structural constituent of chromatin; DNA binding; protein heterodimerization activity
Source: RefSeq, a predicted model, not a curated record
AUGCCGACCAGGGUGUUGUCAAGCAAGGGCUCUAAGAAGGCCGCCACUAAGGCUAAGACCGCGCGCUCCACUGACAAGAAGAAGCGCAGGAGGAGGAGGGAAUCCUACGCCAUCUACAUCUACAAAGUCUUGAAGCAGGUGCACCCCGACACCGAGUCUACGAAACUCACAAUCAUGUCUGGACGCGGAAAGGGAGGAAAGACAAAGGGGAAGGCAAAGAGCCGCUCAUCCAGGGCUGGACUUCAGUUCCCAGUGGGCAGAAUCCACCGUCUCCUGCGCAAGGGCAACUACGCCGAGCGUGUUGGAGCUGGUGCACCCGUGUACUUGGCUGCCGUUCUCGAGUACUUGGCCGCUGAAGUUCUCGAGCUGGCUGGCAACGCUGCCCGAGACAACAAGAAGUCAAGAAUCAUCCCUCGUCACCUGCAGCUCGCCAUCCGCAACGACGAGGAGUUGAACAAACUUCUGUCUGGAGUCACCAUCGCUCAGGGUGGUGUGCUGCCAAACAUCCAGGCCGUUCUUCUGCCCAAGAAGACCAAGCAGGCUGGUGGCAAAUAAGCACCUUCUCUGGC